Leptopilina boulardi is the source of this 1858-nucleotide messenger RNA. It is a transcript of the gene BckdhB, whose product is annotated as 2-oxoisovalerate dehydrogenase subunit beta, mitochondrial. The coding region runs from base 243 to 1361 and encodes 372 amino acids. The record is from RefSeq and is a predicted model, not a curated record. Gene Ontology annotation, molecular function: catalytic activity. Gene Ontology annotation, biological process: branched-chain amino acid catabolic process; response to nutrient. NCBI's taxonomy places the organism in Eukaryota, Metazoa, Arthropoda, Insecta, Hymenoptera, Figitidae. The transcript has 8 exons.
CUGCGACAGUAUUAAUAGAAUAUGGGAAAAAAAAAAUUUAAAUCAACAUGGAGAUGAAACUAAAUUUUCUAUUGUAUCAAAGUACAUACUUAUUGGAGUUGAGUAGUUAAUUAUACGAGAAAAUGUGUUUAAAAAAAAAAAAAAUUGAGAGAAGGGGAAUUAUACAUUGUAUGUAAAUAACUGGAGCUUCAGAUAAUGCUGACGCGUUAUCGGUCUUAAGCUCGAAACAGUAUACUUCAAUCAUGAUACUCAGUAAGUUGUGUGCGCGUCUACGAAUCACUGCCACGCCGUUUAUUCCAACUUGUUUGGAAUUACAAAAAAAUGUCACAAGAAAUAUGCAUUUCACCUAUGUUCCCGACAAGGAAUUACAAACUGACGUUGAGACCAAACGGUUAAACAUGUUUCAAGCAAUAAACGAUGCUCUGAGACUUGCUAUGGAGAAAGAUUCAACUGCAGUUAUUUUUGGUGAGGAUGUGGCAUUUGGCGGUGUAUUUCGAUGUACAAUGGAUUUGCAAAAAAAAUUUGGUACAGAUCGUGUUUUUAAUACACCAUUAUGCGAACAGGGAAUCGCUGGAUUUGGUAUUGGUUUAGCUAAUCAGGGCGCAACAGCAAUAGCAGAAAUUCAAUUCGCUGACUAUAUAUUUCCUGCAUUUGAUCAGUUGGUAAAUGAAGCGGCAAAAGUACGUUAUCGAAGUGGCGGUACAUUUGACUGUGGAAAGUUGACGGUAAGAGCGCCUUGCGGUGCUGUUGGACACGGGGCAUUAUAUCACUCGCAAAGUCCUGAAGCUUAUUUCGCCCACACUCCUGGACUCAAGGUGGUUGUUCCUCGAGGACCGAGACAAGCGAAAGGAUUACUAUUGAGCUGUAUCGAGGAACACGAUCCAUGCAUUGUAUUUGAGCCAAAAGUUCUAUAUAGAUCAGCAGUGGAAAACGUUCCUCUUGAUUUUUACAAAACACCCAUUGGCAAAGCAGAAAUCUUAAGAGAAGGCAAUGAUGUAACUUUAAUUGGAUGGGGUACUCAAGUGCAUGUUUUACAAGAAGUGGCUGAUCUAGCCCAAGAAAAACUUGAUGUUUCCUGUGAAAUUAUAGACCUUGUUUCCAUUCUCCCCUGGGACAUUGAUACCGUGUGUCAGUCAGUGAAAAAAACUGGACGCGUUAUCAUUUCUCAUGAAGCCCCAAUGACCUGUGGUUUUGGAAGUGAAAUUGCAGCAACUAUUCAAGAAAGAUGUUUUCUACACUUGGAAGCACCAGUUGGAAGAGUAACCGGGUGGGAUACUCCUUUUCCUCAUGUUUUUGAACCAUUUUAUAUACCAGAUAAGUGGCGAUGUUUCUCAUCAGUAAAGAAGAUCGUCGACUUCUAAAUAGAACUGAUCGAAGGGAAAACAUUUCCAAGAAGAGGAUUCGCAACAUUUUUUUUUCUUAAAACUAUUUGUAAAACCCGUUCAGCAAGUACAUAUAUAUAAAAAAAAUGUAUUCUCACUUAAUAGAAGUGUAAUAUUUAACGAGCGGCCGUGUAACGCCAUUCUCUCAACAUGUGUUGCGUAUAUAUGUGUAUCUCAAAAAAUCGUGAUAAAUUCCGCGAUAUCGAUUUUUCGUACUGGCAUGACUAUCACCUUCGUAUCACGUGGACGCGGACCGGUCCAGGCGAAGGUAGUUUUAUCGUGGGACGAAUGAGAGUAUCUUGGAAGUAUUUUGCGAUUGUAUAUAUAUAUAUAUAUAUAGUUAAACACAUAUACAAACAUAAAUAAACUACUUGCAAAAUCCCUUUCUCCCUGCACUUUGAGUGAAUGCGUUUCUAUUUCAAUUUGAAAAUUGAAAUUUUUUUCAUUGAAAAUAAAAAUUUAUUUUAACAAAUUAA